Messenger RNA from Zophobas morio, 1158 nucleotides. RefSeq lists its product as uncharacterized. Bases 1 to 1158 code for a protein of 385 amino acids. Lineage: Eukaryota; Metazoa; Arthropoda; Insecta; Coleoptera; Tenebrionidae. The transcript is spliced from 10 exons. Gene Ontology annotation, biological process: transmembrane transport. Gene Ontology annotation, cellular component: membrane. Gene Ontology annotation, molecular function: transmembrane transporter activity. The record is from RefSeq and is a predicted model, not a curated record.
AUGUGCAUUGAUUAUCUUCGAGUAUUCACAGGAGAGUUGUCCCCUUUAUACCGAUGGUCUUUUGGAUUUGCUUUCUUGUUCUUUAUACUUUUAUUAAAUUUAAGAGGCAUUGAACUUGUUGGAAAAGCUUCUAUGCUACUUUCGGUGGCUGUAUUGUUUCCUUUUGUAGUUUUCGUGUGUUUAGGCGUUCGAUUUAUAAACGUGAGCGCGCUACUUCGGUAUGCCAAGUGGUCUUCUGGCGACUUCCAACCUUUUCGCUUUAACACUCGCUCCUCCACGUUUUUAACUGUUCUUCUCUGGAAUCUCUCAGGAUAUGACAUGGCUGGCGCUUGCGCAGGAGAAGUUGCGGAUCCUGAAAAAAGUUUUCCGAAAUCCAUCGCCAUAGCAGUUGUUUUAUCGACUUUUGUUUAUCUUUUUCCUGUUAUUAUUGGCGUUUGCGUUCCUGGCGCUGAUGAUUAUAAAAGUUGGAAAGAUGGUUACUUCACGCAGAUUGCAAAGAUAUUAGGGGGGAAAUAUUUUGGGUAUGUCCUGGGCGUUGUGGGUAUGCUUUCUUCUUUGGGGAUGCUUAAUUCUCUUCUGAUGUCUUCAGCGCGUGAGCUCUACUGCAUGGGUGACAUCGGAGUACUUCCCGCAAUUUUUGGCACAGUUCAUCCGAUUUAUCGAACUCCGCACGUAGCACUUGCUUUCCUCUCGCUCUUGGUUUCUGCGUGUCUGCUGGUGGAUUUUGAUGCUCUUGUGCAAUACAGCACUUUUAUCGACGCAGCUGCUUUUAUUCUUGAGUUCGCUGCUUUCCUUGCCCUUCGGCGGCGUAGGAUGCUUACAACUACUCCGCCUAUCCAGCCUGAAGAAUGCCGGUCUUUAAUAGGGACAGAGUUUACGGAUCCAUCCGACUUGCUUUUAGCUGGGCAAAGCUCACAUCAAUACAGUUCGCAUGAGAGUGAAUACGAGGAUUUGAGAGAAGAGCGCGUCUCCUGCACACCAACAGCUUCUUAUAACGUUCCUGGCGGAAUUAUUGGCGUCUGUGCGACUUCUUUCUUUCCGUAUCUUUUUUGUACAGUCACACUUUGUGUGUGUAACUGGGAAACUUGGAUUAUUGAAGUGUCUUUAAUGUUGCUCGGCACAGCUUCUUAUUUUCUAUUUCGAACCAAAAGUAUUUAA